Cutaneotrichosporon oleaginosum is the source of this 501-nucleotide messenger RNA. RefSeq lists its product as uncharacterized. NCBI's taxonomy places the organism in Eukaryota, Fungi, Basidiomycota, Tremellomycetes, Trichosporonales, Trichosporonaceae. The record is from RefSeq and is a predicted model, not a curated record.
AUGUCCUCAUGGGACUUUCGGAAGUGGAACAAGCUCGCCGACGGCAUGGCCCAGUUCCACGCCAAAUUCGAGUGGGAGUUCAACCACGUGUACGAUCUCGCCGAGGGCGGAUGGAAAGCCAAGGGCAUGUCGUUCGCCCGCUUUAUCCGUGAAGCCGAGCAGGUCUCGCACCACCUCGACCUACACCACCGCAUUGAGGAGGCGUACAUCUUCCCGAUGCUGGCGAAGAAGCUGCCCCAGUUCAAGGCGGGUGGGAAGGGCUCGGACGCUCACGUCGCCAUGCACCGCGCGAUCCAUGACGGACUGGAGCGCUACGACGCCGUGCUCGCUAAAGCUAAGCGCGACCCCGACGGGUUUGACGGCGCCGAGCUCCGCGCCGUCAUGGACAGCUUUAGGGGGGUGCUGUUCCACCAUCUGGAUGAGGAGGUCAAGGAUCUCGGCGCCGAGAGCGUCAUCGCUGCCGGGUUCACGCUUGAUGAGCUCGCGCGCUUUCCCUUGUAG